Molecule: messenger RNA, 5115 nt
Organism: Anoplophora glabripennis (Asian longhorned beetle)
Lineage: Eukaryota; Metazoa; Arthropoda; Insecta; Coleoptera; Cerambycidae
Exons: 14
Coding region: 1-5115 (1704 amino acids)
Biological process (GO): reciprocal meiotic recombination; mismatch repair
Cellular component (GO): nucleus
Molecular function (GO): ATP-dependent DNA damage sensor activity; mismatched DNA binding; ATP binding
Source: RefSeq, a predicted model, not a curated record
AUGGGUCCUCCAUUAACUCCAAAGGUUAAGAAGAAGGACUAUACUCCUUCAUCAGAUUUAAAUUGGGGGAAAAGUCACAUUAGUAUCGCGAAUUCUUCUUCCGUCCACAAGUCUGCGGGUAGCUCAAAAAUGUCAUUUGAGGAGGAUUCCAGGAUCGUAGUUGCUCUUACGGAGGGCAGAGGAGAAGCUAGGUGCGAAGUGGGGAUAGCCGCCAUAAACGUAUCGAAACCACUGUUAAUACUUUGUCAGAUAUCCGACACCCAAAGCUACAUAAAUACACUCACGAAAAUUAAUAUUUUCAAUCCGCAAGAGAUUCUAGUACCGCUCACGUUCGUGGAGAGCUUCUCCGGGAAUCGACUGAUAGACAAAGUAAAGGAACAUUUUCCGAGGAUUAAAUAUACCGGGUGUCCCAGAAACACGUUCAACAAGGCCAGUGGGAUGGACAUAUUGACCAAUCUUUGUAUUCCCAGUUUAAACCCGAUUUUGUUGGUUCUGCAGCAUAGAUAUUAUGCUCUGGCUGCUGCAUCCGCCUUGGUCACUUAUGUCCAGGACAACUUAUUUGUUUAUUAUGCGCCUGCCUCUAUUAAGAUUGACUACCAGGAGUCGGAAGGGUAUGCGAUAAUAGACGUAUCUACUGCAGACAGAUUGGAACUCGUCUGCAGCACCAAGCCCGCCCAGGGCAACAAGUACUCGAGCCUCUUCGGUGUUCUGAACCACUGUCUCACCAAAAUCGGGUCCAGAACCCUGCGUUCUUCGAUUCUACAACCGCCUUGUAGGAUUGCGUACAUCGAGGAACGUCAGAACGCUGUCGCAGAACUGAUAAGGCAUCCUAAAAUGUUGCUCUCCAUCCAGGCUCUCCUUCAAAAAGUCUCGAACAUCGACAUGCUGCUGAGCGUGGGCACGCUGGUCACCGACGACUCCCAGAAGUGUUCCAACCGCCACCUGAACUACAUCCUCCUCCUGAACAUCCUAGUCGACCUCAUAGCGCCCCUGAAGGAAGUGCUCUCGAAAUCGAGCCACCCCUUCUUCGUCCAGCUGGCGGGGACCCUGUCCAGCGAGGAGUUCGCGGCCAUCAAGAGUAUCGUUAGGAACACCAUCCAGGAGAACGCGUACCCCGCCAAAGGCGAAGCGGGGAUGUUUCAGAGAUGCUUCGCCAUCAAGCCCGGCAUCAACGGCCUGCUGGACCUGGUGCGGAAGACGUAUUCGGAGAGGCUGGGCGAUAUGAGGGAAUACGUAAAAAAAUUAGCAGAAAAAUACGACUUAGCGUUAACGCUAGGGAACAACCAGACAAAGGGUCACCACAUGGUCCUCAGUUUGAACCAAAAGCAAAAGAGGUACAUGAAGAAAUCGGACUUGCCGGAAGAAUUCAUUGAGGUGUACCGCCUAGCAGGCAGCUUCACCAUGAAAACGCCAGAACUCGUCAAUCUAUCUACCAGACUGGACGACAUUAUGGCCGACAUACUGAGGAUCAGCAACGUCAUGGUGCACUCUAUAAUCGUAGACAUAAGGACAUACGUAACCCUGUUCUACAAGCUUUGCGAAGAGAUCGCGUACCUGGACCUGCUGCAGUCCCUGGCGGAGUGCAGCGUGAGGAACGGGUACGUGAGGCCGAAAUUCGGGGACUUCACCGAGGUUACCUUCGCCCGCCACCCCCUGCUGGAUUUUCUGCUGUCCACCAAGCCGAUUCCGAAUUAUAUAAGUUGCUCCAGCGACUACAACCUCCACAUCAUAACGGGUCCGAACGGUUCGGGCAAGAGUAUAUUCAUCCGGCAGGUGGUGCUGCUGCAGGUCAUGGCCCAGGUGGGGUGUUCCGUGCCCGCGCAGACGGCCAUUUUCCGGCCGGCGGACCGGAUGUACGCCAGGAUCUACCUGGAGGACAACAUGGAGUACGGCGCCUCCACCUUCAUCUUGGAGAUGAAAGAGCUAAAGUACAUCAUGAUGACGAUGACAGAGAAUUCGUUGGUGAUAAUAGACGAAAUCUGCCGUUCUACAUCUCUAGAAGAGGGCACGGCUCUCGCAAUAGCGAUUGUAGAAAAACUAGCACAAUCCUCAGCAUUUAUAUACGUCACCACGCAUUUCACGCUGCUGACAAAGCUCUACGAUAUGUACCUGAACGUAAAAGUUUGGCACUUGGAGACCAUUCCUUCAGGGGAAGAUCCUAAAACCUUCAAAUUGGACUUUAAACACAACCUGAUACCUGGCGUGACAAAUGUUAAACGCUAUGGCGUCUACAUCGUGCGCAACAUUUGGCCUAACAGUAUCCUCAGAUAUGUCGACGCUCUGUUGGACAAGAUCUCGAAAAAACCAAAGGACCCGAAAAUUGUUGCCCUAGAUGAAAAAGUUCGCCUCAAAUACAAGAUCGAAUCCCAGUUCCGAAAGCUGAAGUCCCAACGUAAACUAACCAUUUCAGAAGUAAAUAAACUGUUGAAUCAAUACCAGAACGAGAUGGGAAAGCUCGAUUUCCACAUCAACGUGGUACCUCUACGGUCAAACUUCACAGGGAACGCCGUACAACAAUUGCCAAUGAUUGAACAUUCCGUCUUUGGUGAUAUACGAGAAGAUCUACGAAUGUCGAAUGCUAUGAGACAGCAAUUCACUCCAGAACCUUCUUUGUCCAGUCAAACGUCUGUCUUAGGAACACAAAGGGCAGUGGAGAGGAUGCAGGCGGUAUUCACACCAGAACCGUCGCAACAGAUCCAUUACACAAACUGUAUGGAGCAAAGCUGUCCCAACCUAAACUUCUACCGUACAAAUGACUUCAACGACGGCGUUUACGAAGGAUACCAGAACCAUUCCAACAUAGACGACGUUAAUUACGAAAAUAUGUCCAGGUUCAUAGCAGAAAAUUCAGAGAACUUCCACAAAUUGAUCCCAGAAAUCCAUUUAAGUUGUUCGGAGACACCAAAGCUACCAGAAGAAAACUCGAACCGAUCACCAAGUUUAGGAGACAUGAACGACAUCCGGUUUUCCUUGCCUCUUCAAAACAACGCCACCAAAACCUCAACUCCCAUCGUACGUAGAGCGCCUUUGUUGUUGAGGAGCGCUUCGCCGUUGGUACACAUCUACGGAAACGACAGACGAAACUUCUCGACAUCUUCGAACACCAACGACAGCCGCAAGAACCUCAGUACGUUUAUCCCAGAGCAAAUCGCACUGGAAGGUUACGAUCUGGAAUCCAUCCAGGACGAUUUGGAGGCCUGCAGUCGGAUUUUUGGAGAGGAAGACGACGGUUUCGAGGAGGAGGUCCUAAAUACGACUUACAAGUCGAUAUCUACUAGCUGCAGUGAGACCAAAGAGAAAAUUGGACAGGUGCCGCAGAAGGAAAAGUUUCCACACAUUGUGCCGGUUGUGGAAGUGGUGGAAGGACCAAAUAACACCACUCUGUCUUUCGGCGAGGAUAAUUUCAAGGACAUACCAGAAGAUAAUGGCGGUGUGAGCCAAAGGAAGGAUCCGGUCGCUCAAAGGAAGAUCAACGUCAUUUCUAAUAUCCUCAUAGCUCCAAGAGAACCAGUUUGUCUAAGGAAAGAAGAAGGGGACAUUUCCAAACAAGAAAAUAAACUAGCUGAGGUUUAUUGUAAUAACAACUGCUUCACAAAUGAUGGUGUUAACGAAAACCCCUUCAGGGAAGAAUUAGUGAGAGUCAAUCCAGAGAAACAGCAAACCGUUGGGAACUUGUACAAGACAUUUGACAGCACAUUCGACGCAGCUCACAGCGUCGAAGAUACGGUCCGAUCUCAACAAUUAAACGAAACAUUUAUGAGUUUCGUCGAAGAAAAUGAAGAUAUUUUAUAUUCGUGCGAGUCUAGCUUUGAAAUUGAACCGCAACCGGAAAGAUCCAACUGUCCCUCGAGCGGAUACGAGAUAUCCGCAAUAAAUGAUCCAAGCAAGUUCGUCACAUCACCAUCGGAUGAUAAAACCGCAACCAAGGAAAUCAGCGUGGAGAAAAACCAAGAAAAGUGUUUCCAAGUCGUAAAUGGACAAGAAAAAUUGAGUCCAAACAAAACAGAGCUGACCAGCAUAUCCCACGCGUCCAAACUGAGGAAACUGGACCAGAGCGGUUCCUCCGACUCCAGCCAGCACGAAGAAAGUGGUGACAAGAAAACGUUUUGCGAUAAAACCAUGACGAGUUUAUCGAGCGCUUCCAAAAAGAGGAACUUGGAUCAAGUAACCACUGAUUCGACAAGCGCCAAUGAGAAGUCGGAUAAUAAAACGAAAGAGUCGGAUAAAUCGGAGGAUUCCAGCAGCUUGAAGGAAAGCGACGAAGGCGGUAGAUCCGCCGCCAAAGCACCGAAAAGGAAAUUCUCCAAGCCAAGAAACGUAGAAGGGCAGAGUACCAGCACGGACGGCAAAAUUGUGAAGAAACGCACCGUUUACAAGAAAAAAUUCAAACCGCCCCUCAAGCUAAGCGCGAGGGAGAUCAGGGAAGAAUUCAAUGAGCAAGACAGAAGAAUGUUGGAAACCAGCCCCAACUCCUCCAACUUCUCGAAAUACCUGCAACAGCUCAUCAACAGACCCACAGUGCGCCAGAUCCAGAAGAGCACCCACGUGGCGACAAUCAGAAAAACCGAAGACGGCGUAGAGGUCAUCCCCGCGAAAUCUCCGGUGAAAAAAAGGAAGGCGUCGCCCUGGAGGAAUCAGUUCUUUAACAACAACUUCAACUUAACCAUAUUCAGCGACAAGAACGCCCUGCCGUUCGAGAGCUACCUGAAAUCCAACGAGAAGGACUACAACACCUUCAGCUUCAGCUUCAACAAGAACCAGGACGAGGGGGGCAGGUUCGAGUUCGCGCCUACGGUGUCCAACGUUGGCGAGUACACAAGCAACAGCGUCACCAAACGGUUUGCGAGGACCGCAUCGGAGACGACUUGUAGUAACCAGCAGCUGUCCGGGAACGUGGGGGAGAUCCAGAACAUUACAUUCCAGGUGUCGCAACGAGGAGAGAGUCAGACUUUGACGCCGGACGGGUUCUACAAGCAGAACAAGGACGAUAUUAAGAGGAUUGUCGAUAAGUACCUGCAGGGCAGUGCCGAGGAGGAGAAACCUGGAAAUACUGGCGGCAGGAGGAGGAGUAUCUUCGACACCAGCGACAUCGAUCUAGACGAUUUAAACAUAUGA